AUCAACCCAAUAUCACUAAUAACCAUUACAGCCAGCAUCAUCAUAAGCACCCUAUUAACCACUACAACAACACACUGACUUAUAGCCUGAGUCUGCCUAGAAAUUAAUACCCUAUCUAUAGUACCAAUAAUCUCCAAACCCCACCACCCUCGAGCAACAGAGGCAACAACAAAAUACUUCCUUACACAAACUCUUGCCUCCAUGACUAUCCUAUUCGCAACAACCAUAAACGCACUAAACACCUCAAAUUGAGAAAUUUCCCUCACCACAGAAACUACAACCAUAAAAAUCAUCACCUUAGCUCUAAUAAUAAAAAUAGCAGCAGCACCAUUCCACUUCUGACUCCCAGAAGUAGCACAAGGCACUACAACACUAACAACUCUAAUUAUUCUAACCUGACAAAAAAUCGCCCCCCUUAGCAUUCUAAUAAUAAACCACAACAACACCAACCUAACAAUCCUAAGCUCAUCAGCAAUCCUGUCCGUAAUUGUGGGGGGGGUAGGGGGACUUAACCAAACCCAACUCCGAAAACUUUUAGCCUUCUCAUCAAUCGCCCACACAGGCUGAAUCCUCGCUACUAUCACCCUAGCACCAAACAUCUCCACUCUCACCUUUCUAAUUUACACAAUAACCACCACCCCCAUCUUUCUCACACUAAACACAUCAUCGACAACAACUAUCAAAGAUAUAGGAAUCAUAUGAACUACCUCCCCACACCUUAUACUAAUCACACUACUAAUCAUCCUAUCUCUUGCCGGCCUACCCCCUCUCACAGGAUUUAUACCAAAAUGACUCAUCCUAAACAAAAUAGCCGCCCUCAACCUAACGACAGAAGCCACCCUCAUAGCCAUAUCCUCCCUUCCCAGCCUUUAUGUCUAUAUCCGACUAACCUAUAUUCUAACCAUAACUAUACCCCCCCACACAUCCACCACACAAAUAAAAUGACGAUCAUCACACAAAACACACCCCCUUCUAUCAACCACACUAGCGACCAUAAUAAUAUUACUCCUGCCACUCUCACCAAACAUAU
Messenger RNA from Protobothrops mucrosquamatus (brown spotted pit viper), 1030 nucleotides. NCBI's taxonomy places the organism in Eukaryota, Metazoa, Chordata, Lepidosauria, Squamata, Viperidae. The record is from the annotation of a RefSeq genome assembly.